This is a messenger RNA of Didymodactylos carnosus, 2031 nucleotides long. The record is from the annotation of a GenBank genome assembly. Lineage: Eukaryota; Metazoa; Rotifera; Eurotatoria; Philodinida; Philodinidae.
AUGAGUGACCAAUAUAAUUUAAAAGACUUUGUUGUUUGGUUAGAUGCCAAUAUGGAUCAAACAAAAGAUUGUAUUGAUACAAAGGUUUAUUUACAUGAAGGAAUUAAUUAUUUGAGAACGUUUAAUAAUCCUGAUAAUUGUAUUGAUUAUAUAACCAGUAUUCAAAAUGAAAAAGUAUUUUUUAUUGUAUCAGGUUCCAUGGGUGAAAUUGUUGCCCCAUUAAUUGAUGAUAUUCAACAAAUUCAUUCAGUUUAUGUUUUUUGUUGUAAUAAAGCGAAACAAGAAUGGACAAAACAAUGUCCAAAAAUUAGUGGUAUUUUUGUUGAUAAACAACCAUUGUUAGCAAAAAUAAAAGAGGACAUUGAAUCUUGUUCAAAAGAACUUCUGCCAAUGAGUAUAUUUUCACCAAAAGCGAAUGGUGAACACUCUCUCCGUGAUUUAAGUAAAGAAAAUGCUACAUUCAUGUGGUAUCAUUUUCUAAUUCGUAUUUUACUUCUCAUGCCCGCCACUCGUACAGAUCUGGCAAAAAAUGAAAUGUUAGAAGAAUGCCGACUAUAUUAUAAGGAUAAUCAAACUGUCCAGAAUAAUAUCAAUAAAUUUGAAAAAGAUUAUAAAUCUGAAAAGGCCGUUUGGUGGUAUACAUGUGACGGCUUUAUUUAUCGUUUAUUAAAUAAGGCACUUCGUACACAAAAUAUUGAGGCUAUUUUUAAAUUUCGAUUUUUUAUUGCUGAUCUUCAAAGACAAUUAUGUCAGUUACAUCAUCAAUAUCGUCAAUCAUUAGGAUCAGAUAUAUCUCCAUUUUUAACAGUUUUUCGAGGACAAGUAAUGACUAGCGUCGAAGUUGAAAAUUUAAAAAGAAGUAUCGGUGGACUAAUAUCAAUGAACACAUUUCUAAGUACAACACGUAAAAGAGACGUUGCUGUAGCGUACGCUGGAUCUGGGGAAUUAUGUAAUUCAACUUUAGAGUCAGUAUUAUUUGAAAUACAAGUUGACAUGAAAAUCGAAACAAAACCAUUCUGUUAUAUUAAUCAGCUUUCUAUGUUUUAUGAUGAAGAAGAAGUUUUAUUUUCAAUUGGAACAGUAUUUCAAGUAGAAACUAUCGAAUUAAUGAAAAAUAAAAUUUGGAACGUAAAAAUGAUUUUGAGUGGUGAACACGAUAAACGUUCAGAAGCAUUAACAACUUAUUUUAAAAAAGAAAUUGGAAAAUCUCCAAGUGUUUUGACAUUAGGAUGGUUUCUUAACAGAUUAGGUGACUUUGAUAUGUCUGAACGAUUUUAUCGUACGCUUCUCAAACAACUACCGUCGAAUCAUGGCGACGUUGGCACUAUUUAUAAUAACUUAGGAUUACUAUAUAAAGAUAAAGGUAGUUGCUUGGAAGCUGUAAAAUAUUAUGAACUAGCGCUUAAAGCUUAUUCGACAACACGUAGUGAAAAUCAUCCACAAAUCGGAGCAACUUAUAGCAACAUGAGUGCUGCUUAUCUCAGUCUAAGUGAGUAUAAUAUGGCCGAAAAGACCUUGAAAAAAGCACAUUAUGAUACAAGAACAUCAUUAGACUGUUAUAAGAAAGCACUUGCUGUUUAUACAAAAUCAUUGCCAGAGAAACAUUUAGAUUUUGCUGAACAUCAUAAUGAUAUAGGUCUUGUUUAUAUGAAAAAUGGAAAUAUCCUAACUGCAUUGACCAGUUUUGAAACUGCUCGAAAGAUUGGAUUAGAUAAUUUGAGGCCNUAUAGCUGUUUGGGCGCACUUUAUAAGGAAAAAGAUGAUACAAGAACAUCAUUAGACUGUUAUAAGAAAGCACUUGCUGUUUAUACAAAAUCAUUGCCAGAGAAACAUUUAGAUUUUGCUGAACAUCAUAAUGAUAUAGGUCUUGUUUAUAUGAAAAAUGGAAAUAUCCUAACUGCAUUGACCAGUUUUGAAACUGCUCGAAAGAUUGGAUUAGAUAAUUUGAGGCCUAAUCAUCCUAAAAUUAUUGAGUACCAGAGAAAUAUCGAGACAGCUAAACAAAAUUUAGAGUCUCAUUCACAUUUUUAA